Drosophila innubila is the source of this 689-nucleotide messenger RNA. It is a transcript of the gene COX5BL, whose product is annotated as cytochrome c oxidase subunit 5B, mitochondrial. The record is from RefSeq and is a predicted model, not a curated record. Gene Ontology annotation, biological process: mitochondrial electron transport, cytochrome c to oxygen. The coding region runs from base 48 to 527 and encodes 159 amino acids. Gene Ontology annotation, cellular component: mitochondrial envelope. NCBI's taxonomy places the organism in Eukaryota, Metazoa, Arthropoda, Insecta, Diptera, Drosophilidae. The transcript is spliced from 2 exons.
UUUAUCAAGUUAAUAUACAAACUAUAUUUCUUAAAGAUUUGCACGAGAUGUCGUCGUACAUUUCGCGUCUGCUCAAGUCUUCAUUCCCAUCCAAACGCCUCGUCUCGCAGCUGACCCCACGUGGCGAGGGAAAACUGGGUGCACUCCUGCGUCAAUUGGGAUUGCAGAAGAUGUUGGGCGUAUUCGGGAGUAAAGAGGGCACUGGACAACGUGGCAUAACCACAACAGCUGUGGUGGCCCAGAAGAUGUUGACCGAUGACAUGGAACUGGCCACGGGUCUAUUCAAGCGCGAGCUGAAGCUGCGUCAAGCAGGCAACGAAGAUCCAUGGACCAUGGCCAAGCCCUUGAAACGUGGCGCUGGCAGAGAGAAUGAUCCCACGGAAAUACCAUCAGCUUUCGAUGGUCGCCUUGUUGGUUGUCUUUGCCUUGGCGAUCGUGGUCCCAAGUGGAUGUGGCUGGAGAAAGGAGCUCCAAAACGCUGUGAAUGCGGACACUAUUACGUGCUUAAGAAAGCCGAUCCUAUUUAAUUUAAUUACACGACAAAUGGAGCGCUGUCCUUACACAACAUUAUACAGGGAUACUGAGAAACGUUACAUGAUAUUAUCAAAAAUUCGAUUUAAUACACUUGAAGCUUGCCGUGAACUAGUCAUUAAAUAAUAUACUAAUUUUCAGUAUAUACAUCUAAGUAA